AUGGGCUCCUACAAAUCCUGUCAAGAUCGCGCUGGCAGCGGUGGCAGUUCCAGCUCAACAGAUACAGCUGCUUCGGAUCGAUCAAAAAGCACAGCACCAACCCUGCUAAGCGAACGGGCCAUGUCCGGCCCCAGAUAUCAAAAAUGGCCGGAGUAUGAGUACCUCGACGAGAUCCCCAUUUCAGUCUCCGUCGAAGAAGAAGAAGACGAGGAUGAUGAAGAAGAAGAAGAAGAAGAAGAAUAUCAACGAGUCUCUCACGCCUCCGUCUCAACAUACGCCUCCACAACACAUUCCAAAGCCCACAUCGAACCCGAAGAAGCCGUCUUCGAAGUCGACGACAGAGAAGAAUCCUUCCCAUCAGAUGCCCUCGCAUCAACACCAUCCUCCUUUGCAAAUCUCUUCCCAUCAACCCGCCGCCUCCUCAUCCGCCACGACGACGCCACCAUAGACGGCAACAUGAACCUCCGCGUCGACACAGUCGUCCCCUGCCGCGACGGCUACCAACAAGACGUCAUCCUCUUCCACCUCCGCAUGUACGACCUGUUCUCCCGCAAAUUUUCUUUCCGCAGAUACUGUCGCGACUCCGGCCGCGAGGUCUGCCACUCAAUCCGCAAAGAAACAAACCCCCCACACGACCGCCGCCCCGUCUUCCGCCGCUCCUGGAGCACCAUGCUAGCCAGUUUCCGACCCAGUUCUAGCGGUAGUAAUACCCACCACGCCCACGUACCGAUGAUAGACCAACUCAAGCGUCAAGACUCCGGAUACGGGCCUGGGAAGAAAAACGAUCUCCAAGCCCUGGUCGACGAACUCGCCAGCCAAGAACUAUCCCCUUCAUCUUCAUCCUCGCAUGAGAAAACUCUCGCCGACACGAUCCUCCUCGAAUUCUCCAAUUACGCUCACGUCGAACUCAAGCGCCGCGGCGGACCGGGCGCUAAGCGCUACGAGUACGAGUACUGGAGUACAAAGUACCAGUGGCGCUGUGAGUGUCGGCGCGAGGGGGAUUUAAGGGAGGUUUCGUAUUAUUUGGUUGAUAUGCGCUCGGGAAAGACGAUUGCGCAUUUGGUGCCGGAUAUUUUGACGCCGUUGGAGGCGGUUGAGGAGGAGAGUAAGGGUGGUUGGGUGCCACCGUCUAGUUUGUGGAUUAGUGACCCCACUGUGUAUGAACGGAUGCCUGAUGUUGCCGACGUCAUCGUCGCAACAGGCCUCAUCACACUCGUAGACGACUGCAUCCGCCGACGAUGGCACCACGAGCGCCGUGGGUCUUGGAUGCUGCCUACUGGGUCAGCGCUAUCGCGGAGCUUGGAACGGAUGGGUCCGCGCCGUUUGAUCGGUGAGGUCCUGCAGCGUCGAGGAUCCGCGUAA
Molecule: messenger RNA, 1362 nt
Organism: Penicillium subrubescens
Lineage: Eukaryota; Fungi; Ascomycota; Eurotiomycetes; Eurotiales; Aspergillaceae
Exons: 2
Coding region: 1-1362 (453 amino acids)
Source: RefSeq, a predicted model, not a curated record